AUGGAAGCGAUGUCCCCGCAACAGGAUCACGUCGGCCAGGGGCGAUCUUCCUCCCUGACCGGGGGGAAUCGGCGCUCCGCCGCUCCGGAGGGCAAAAAGAAAAUGAAGAGCUUGGCCCAAAGACGUCAGUCAGCACCAUCCCUGGUUCUCAGCAAAGCUCUGAAUAAAGCCAGAACAAGUGCCAGGGAAGGCUGCUUCUCCCCAAUCAGUCCGGAGACAUGUCCACUGGUACAGUCCUUCCUUUCUCCAACUCGAGCAUUCCUAUUGGAAGGACAUGUACAACUGAAGACAGGUCUGCAGACUCAGGAACGACACCUGUUCCUCUUUACUGACAUCCUUGCGGUUGCUAAAUCCAAGUCCCAGUUACAUUUCAAACUGAAGAGCCAGGCCCGCCUAUCUGAAAUGUGGACUGCUUCUUGCUUGGAAGAGGUCUGUGAGAGCAGCACUAAUGCUGACCGAUCUUUUGUUUUGGGAUGGCCCACAACCAACUGUGUUGCUAGUUUCAGUUCCGUGGAGCAAAAAGAGAAGUGGUUCACUUCCCUUCAAAGUCGAAUCAAAGAAGAGAAAGCAAAAGACUAUCCCAAGAGUAUUCCGUUGAAGAUUCUUGCAAAGGAUAUUGGAAAUUGUGUAUAUUCAAAAACCUUAACCAUUACUAACCUGGACACAGCAAAUGAUGUGAUCCUUUUGGCUCUCCAGCAGCUUGGAAUUAAUGGUUCUGAGAAGGAUUAUCAGCUGUGGGUUAAUUCUGGGAAAGAAGACGCCCCUUAUCCUCUUAUUGGGCAUGAAUAUCCUUUUGGAAUUAAAAUGAGCCACAUCCGUGACACUUUGCCCCAGACCCAGGGAUCAAAGGAUGGGGAUUGUCCUCUGGAUCUUCAGGGAGCCUUCUUAAUAGAACAGUUGCCCCGUGAGCUUCAGUGCCAGUUCAUUCUCAAGCCAAGUCGCCUGGCCACUGGGCAUCAGUUGAAUGAGUUAAGCCAAAAGCCGUUUAAAAGGAAAAGAUCAAUUAUAAACUGGGCCUUCUGGCGAGAAACAGGUGCUCCCGUGGACCAGUUAGUGCCAUCUCCAACAUCUUCCAAAUCAGGAAAGCUGUUCGGUCUUUCGCUCUCAUCCAUCUGUGAGAAUGAUAAUCUGCCCAAACCUAUCUUGGAUAUGCUUUGCUUUCUCUAUCAAGAGGGACCUUUUACUCGCGGUAUUUUCAGACGUUCAGCAAAUGCAAAAUCUUGCAGAGAGCUGAAAGAGAAGCUUGACUCGGGUGAAGAUGUACACCUACUUUGCGAGUCCGUCUUUGUGAUAGCCUCUGUGUUUAAGGAUUUCCUUCGUAACAUCCCAGGAAGCAUCUUCUCAUCUGAGCUCUGUGAUCAGUGGGUUUCCUUAAUGGAUGAAGGGAACCAUGAACAGAAAAUGAAACUCAUCCACAGUCUAAUGGAACAGCUUCCAAGAGCCAAUGUAAUGCUGUUGCGUUACCUCUUCGGAGUAUUACACAGCAUACAAAAGCAAUCUGAAGGUAACCAGAUGACCGCAUUCAAUUUAGCCGUGUGCAUUGCACCCAGCUUGCUCUGGUCUCCAGCUCCUGCAAAUCCUGGAACUGAAGGAGAAUUCACCAAGAAGGUUUCUGUCCUUGUACAGUUUCUCAUCGAAAAUUGCUGCAGGAUCUUUGGGGAAGAACUUACUUCUGUCUUUGCAGAUAUUAUGCCCAAAAAUGACAACCGGGAAGAUAGUUCAGAUCUCUCUUCUUUUCAUCUGAAUGACUCCUCCUACGAUAGUUUGGAAAACGAACUAAAUGACUGCACAGACCCUGCAUUUAACAACCUUUUUAAAAAGCGAGGGAAAGAGAACAGGAGUAGAGACUCUGUUUUGACUUUAAGCGACUGUGAUUUGGACUCGCCAGAAGCUGGAGAUGCUCAGAUUAAGUUACCCAUCAAAUCUCAGCCAGUAUCCAUUUCCGUGGGCUUCCAUCACAAAUCUUCGUCACGGGAGCACUCUGAGAAUGAGUCUCUGUGUUCCAUCACGUCCGGUUAUUCAUCAACGGCCAUCUCAGAUGUUCUGAAAAGCUCAAGAAGGCACAGGCGCUGUUCAGAGCCCACAAUUGGUCUUCUCGACUCCAAGUUUACACCACUCGGUGGGUUUCAUGAAAGCGCGGUGCGCAAAGCCAGCUGUGAUGCUGUUCUGUCCCAUACGAAUGAAGACUAUCUCGAGCAGUUUCGUUCUCUCCAAGUAGAAGGCCAGAAACUUAUAAAUCAGAAUUUGGUUACGGGGAUAGAAGUAAGCAGCAAGGAUGGUCCUGAAAGCCAUAUCAGUGAAAAGAAAGAUGUUUCUAACCGUCUUCUCCUGCCGCCACCACUUAGAUUAAAUAUUUGCUCAAGGACUAGCUGUUCUAGCCUCUCAUCACCGGGAACUUCUCCAUCAGGGUCUUCAAUGAGCUCUCUUGAUAGUGCUUUUUCCCAGUUUUCGGACUAUUCGGUGUUUACCCCAACCGAGGCUUCCUCUCCUCUAGACUGUGCCUCUCAGCCACAGAGAAAAUUUGGAGAGGUUUCUCCUGAUUUUAAUCCUUUUUCAGGAGUCCACCUUGGAUCCGGAGUUAGCACUUUUUCUAACCAAGCCAACAAUAACCAAACCAGCAGCUUAAUACCUAUUAAGAAAGAUAACCUGGAAUGGCUUCCUCAUAAAAACCCGGUCACUCUGCAUCCCAGCACAUGGUUGAAAAGUGGUGCUUCCACCAUGAAAAACUGGACACUACGGAAAAGGGAAAGAGCCUCCAAGCAGGAUGAGAAAAAGAACACUUCUGUGAAAAUAACUUUGGACUCAACAGCAUUUCCCUCUAAAAGUGAUGUAGUUCAGCGGCAACAAGAAAUUUGUGUAACGGAUGUCAAUUCUGUGGCAGGGCACAUGGGGAGCGGAUCUUCUCAGGAAGUUGGGCAGCUCACUAGCCUUCCUUUUUGUGCCAUGGAAGCCCAGGAGAAACGGCUAAAGGCCUUGGAGCUUUUAGCAGAGCAAAGCAAGGAAGAGGAAGAAGAGGAAAAUUCUACACCGUUUCCUUCAUACAAACAACAACCACCCAGUCUUAAGCCACAGUCUCAAAAUAAACCCAAGCCAGAGGCUGAUUUGGGGGCUGACCAUCAGUGGGUCACUGAGAGAAAGUUCAGUGAAACCCCAUAUUUCCCAGGAGUUGCAGUCCAGCAAGCAGCAGAUUCCAAAACUGAUAAAUCUUCAUUGAGCAAAGAGCCCAAAGUUGCUGACAUCAACCUGAGAAAGGAAUGUUGUGCUUCUUCACACUUAGUCAAGGUUGAGGAUGAAUGUUCAUUUCAAAUGGCUCCAAAUAAUAGCUUUUCCAAAACCUCAGAAGGAACCGAUGCUAAUAAAAUGGAAUGGCUGAAAAAGUUGUGCAGUGACGCCAAAUUCAAGGAUACAGACCAGAAAUUUUUCACAGAGGAAUCCUACGUUUGAGCAACUGAUUUAAAAGAAUGUUAUUUCAAUUUGACUUGGUGUUGCUUUAAUAUCCCAGGGGAUGUCGUCUCAUCAGGGAACGGAGGGAACUUGUGCUCUUUGAGGGAUGAGUGGAAUGAUUUUCUUAGCUAUCUUCUUGCAAUUUUUAAAGACAUUUCCUGGUAUCUAGGAAGGUCACAUGAAAUGUUUGGAGAGAAACUCUUGAUUGUAUAACACUAGCAAACACUUGUGUACGUGCUUGCUAUUUAACUUUUUAAAAAUAUCUCAUAUAUAUUCUGGACAUUGUAAAUUUAUGUUUUGUGUCCAUGGUGAUUUGGCUGUAAUGUGUAAGAUUGGCUUGGCCUUCAUAGCUUUGGUAUUGUAUUGCUGUUUUGAAGCCAAUGGUCUAUUUCAUUGUUCUCC
This is a messenger RNA of Pseudonaja textilis, 3846 nucleotides long. RefSeq names its product Rho GTPase activating protein 20 (gene ARHGAP20). Gene Ontology annotation, molecular function: GTPase activator activity. Gene Ontology annotation, biological process: signal transduction; regulation of Rho protein signal transduction. The record is from RefSeq and is a predicted model, not a curated record. Lineage: Eukaryota; Metazoa; Chordata; Lepidosauria; Squamata; Elapidae.